This is a messenger RNA of Alternaria rosae, 1260 nucleotides long. Its product is annotated as transmembrane BAX inhibitor motif-containing protein 4. The coding region runs from base 204 to 1043 and encodes 279 amino acids. Gene Ontology annotation, cellular component: membrane. The transcript is spliced from 2 exons. Lineage: Eukaryota; Fungi; Ascomycota; Dothideomycetes; Pleosporales; Pleosporaceae. The record is from RefSeq and is a predicted model, not a curated record.
AGUCUGGAGUGAACUCGAAGCUUCGGUGUUGGGGUUGCGUGACAUGGGCACGUGAAACGAAGUUCCGCGGCUGGAGUGACCUCAUAAUGUCAGCACAGCCCUAGUGCAUCUCACGCUCCUUCAUCUUUCCACCUCUACCCACGCGCACUCGAACCACCUACUUCGCAUCGCACGCAGUCAACCUUUGCGACAGAUCCAUCACCAUGGGUGCUCCCAAAUAUCAGAACGUGCCUCAGCGCGACUCGCUCGACGAGGCGGCACCCGCGUCGUCAUAUUCGCAGGCGCCACCCAGCUACCAGGCGGCCAACGACCCCCAAGAAGCCCUCCUCAGCGGCGUUCCCCGCGGCGAAAACGACAACCUGCCAGAUGACUUCAAAUUCGGCGGUGUUGUGGCAGAGGCGACGCUGGACAUCCGGAUGGCCUUUAUCCGCAAGGUCUACGCCAUCUUGACCGUCCAACUCCUCGCAACCGCCGCCGUAAGCGCCCUCUCGAUGAUGUCUGAAUCGUACAAGAACUUUAUCCAACAAACGCCAGCGCUCAUGUGGGUGUCGCUGAUCGGCUCCUUUGUCUUCCUCGGCCUCACCUUCUGGAAGCGCAAGUCGUACCCGACCAACCUCAUCUUCCUCGCCGGCUUCACCGCCAUGGAAGCAUACUCCAUCUCCGUCAUCGUCUCCUUCACCGACUCCAGGAUUGUGCUGCAGGCGCUUUUCUUCACGCUGGGCAUAUUCAUUGCGCUGAGCUUGUUCGCUUGCCAGAGCAAGUACGACUUCACACACUGGGCACCGUACCUUUUCGGCGCGUUGUGGGUGGUAGUGCUGUUCGGCUUCAUGUCCAUGUUCUUCCCCCACAGCAGCUCGGUUGAGCUAGGUUACGGCGUUGUCUGCGCGCUCAUCUUCUCUGGCUACAUCCUCGUGGACACGCAGAUGAUCAUGCGCCACUACCACGUUGAAGAGGAGAUUGCGGCGUCCAUCUCCCUCUAUCUCGACAUCAUCAACCUGUUCCUCGCCAUCCUGAGGAUCCUCAACUCGCAAAACAACAACUAGGCGGGAGGAAUGUAGCAGGAGCUUAGAUUCACUUGGGAGAAAUUGUACCGGCGUCAUGGGUAUCGAUAUCACUAUGCUGGGAGCGUGUGGGUCAAAGAGCUGGGUAUGGAUUAUCAUAGUCUAUCUGACUUAGCUGUAGUUGUAUAAUAUCAUUUUACACGUCCCUUCCGCAUCCAAAGUAUAACGACCAGAGAUCCAGCGAUUCGACGCUUCCAAC